Symbiodinium pilosum is the source of this 580-nucleotide messenger RNA. The record is from the annotation of a GenBank genome assembly. NCBI's taxonomy places the organism in Eukaryota, Dinophyceae, Suessiales, Symbiodiniaceae.
GUACAAAGAUGAGCUUCCUCCAGACUUGGAUAUGCCAGAAAUACGAGGCAGACUGCGAGAGGAGGAUUACACGCCCUACGUCAUUACAUCCCUGCAGGAGAGCGAUCGCAUGAACCUCCUCGUGGGAACAAUAAGAAACUCUCUGACGGAGCUGGAGCUGGGAAUCAGCGGUGCGCUGAAUGUGACGGAAGGGAUGGAAGCUUUGUCCACUUCCCUCCAGCUGAACCGCGUGAACAGCACCUGGCAGCAGCUGGCUUAUCCGUCGCUGAAGCCGCUGAGCGGAUGGUUUGCUGACCUAUUGAGCCGAAUGCAGCAGCUUGUUGAGUGGACCAACGAGCGAUCUGGGCUGCUGAAAUCGAUUUGGAUUUCCGGCCUCUUCAAUCCAAUGGCAUUCCUCACAGCAGUGAUGCAGGUUACUGCUCGGAAUAAGCAGCUGCCGUUGGACUACAUGACAAACAGGGCAACCUUCCUCAACAUUGUGGACAUUGCCGACAUCAUCGGCCUGCCUGCAAACGGUGUACAUAUACAUGGGCUCUUCCUAGAAGGCGCCAGUUGGGAGGAGGGCAAAGGCGACGAUGAG